This is a messenger RNA of Eublepharis macularius, 3010 nucleotides long. It is a transcript of the gene BGN, whose product is annotated as biglycan. Bases 225 to 1340 code for a protein of 371 amino acids. The transcript is spliced from 8 exons. Lineage: Eukaryota; Metazoa; Chordata; Lepidosauria; Squamata; Eublepharidae. The record is from RefSeq and is a predicted model, not a curated record. Gene Ontology annotation, molecular function: protein binding.
ACAAGGGAAGUCAACCCCUCUCAGUUCCCUCCAGUACAGCCUCCUCCAGGCUCCAGCCUGCAAAGGGCUUGACACAGCUCCGAUCUGCUGGCGGAAAAGCGGAGUGGAGGAACCAGGGAAGAAGAAGUCCGUUUCCAGGCAGAAGGGACAAGGAGCUUGGUUGGAGAAGGAAGCCUGCCCCACAGGACCAUAUUGUUGUGACUCAAAGCCUGGCAUCUCCCACGAUGGACCACCUUCUGCUCCUGUUCCCCCUCUUGGGUCUGGCGACCAGCAGCAUCCCCUUUGCACAGAAAGGCUUCUGGGAUUUCUCCAUGGACGAUGCCCAAGCCGUCGCCCCAGAGGAGGAAGAGGCUUCAGGGAUCUUCCCUACUUCAGGGGGUGCCGAGGCUGAAGACGUGUUCCCUUUCUUUCCAGGCCUCUGUCCCUUUGGCUGCCAUUGCCAACUAAGGGUGGUGCAGUGCUCCGAUCUGGGCCUCAAGGAAGUGCCCAAAGAACUUUCACCAGACACGAGUUUGCUGGACCUGCAGAACAACCAGAUUACAGAACUUCGCAAAGAUGACUUUAAAGGGCUGCACCACUUAUACGCCCUGGUACUGGUUAACAAUAAGAUCUCCAAGAUCCACCCCAAAGCCUUCAGUCCCCUGCACAAGCUUCAGAAACUCUACAUCUCCAAGAACAACCUGGUGGAGAUUCCUCCUAACCUGCCCAGCUCCUUGGUUGAACUCCGCAUCCAUGACAAUAGGAUCAAGAAGAUCUCCAAGGAUGUCUUCAAUGGGCUCAACAGCAUGAACUGCAUUGAGAUGGGUGGGAACCCCCUAGAGAACAGCGGGUUUGAACCUGGAGCCUUUGACGGCUUGAAGCUCAACUACCUGCGAAUCUCAGAAGCAAAGCUCACCGGGAUACCCAAAGAUCUGCCUGAAACCCUGCAUGAGUUACAUCUGGACCACAACAAGAUCCAAGCAAUCGAAUUGGAGGACCUGAUCAGCUACUCCAAACUCUACAGGCUGGGUCUGGGGCACAACAACAUCCGCAUGAUUGAGAACGGCAGCCUGGCUUUCUUGCCUAUCCUCCGCGAGCUGCACCUGGAUAACAACAAGCUGUCACGGGUCCCUCCUGGGCUGCCUGAUCUUAAGUUUCUGCAGGUUGUGUACCUUCACUCCAACAACAUUACAAAGAUCGGAGUGAAUGAAUUCUGCCCUAUUGGCUUCGGGGUCAAGCGUGCCUCCUACCACGGCAUCAGCCUCUUCGGCAAUCCCGUGCCAUACUGGGAGGUCCAACCGGCAACCUUCCGUUGUGCCACCGACCGCCUGGCCAUCCAGUUUGGAAACUACAAAAAAUAAAGAAAUUAGAGGAGGGCUAUGGGGAGGGGGGAGGGGGGACAAACAGGGAGCCAAUGGGGAAACUGGAGGGGGAGGGAAGCAGGGACUGUUCUGGGGGCGGAGGGGGUCUGUGGUGGGGGACCCAGAGGCAGAAGAGCCAACAGGGGCUGAUGACGGAAAGACAAUGCCAGCCAGAGCGGCGGAUCUCCCCAGGGAUGUCAAAAACAAAGGAAGAGGAAACAAGCUGCAGAUAUUCCACCAGGACCAGCCCCAGCCAGGCUAGACAGCAGCCCUGCGUUUAAAAUUCGUUGUGAUAGAAAAGCAAGCGGGCAGCGAUGCCGUGAGGGCCACACCUGGAGAAGCAGUGCAGAGCAUCCUUGGGGCGAGGUGUGUGUGUGUCCCUCUGCUUACGCAGACACCCCAGAAGCAGCGUGGUGGGCGCACUAGAGGCACCCCAGAGGCAGUGUGAGCACAUCUUGGUUGGCCUGUAUGGUUGCAGAGGACAAGGGGGCAGGCGGGUGAGAGCCUGGACAGUGCUGGGAGAACCUGUUAGGUUUCUUUCCUGCCACCCAGAGCUGCCAUGGUGGGACGCCGGAAGGGCAGGUUCACAAGUUACAUAGCUUUUGUACUCCUGUCUGGCCACAUGUAUUCUAUCACAUGGAAAUUUCCACACCAGGGCAUUUCCCCCACAUAUGCAUGGAGGUCUUCCCGAUACUGACAACAACAACAACAAAACCCCCAAUGCCAUAACCAUUCCCACCUUGCAGAAGGCGCCUGCCCUCCUAAUCAAGGCUGGGCCUGCGUGUGCCUGAGCGUGACCUGGGCAUCUGCCGAGAAUGCUCUGCAGAGAUUCAGUCCCCGGCUGGCUGUGCUCAGGGGUGUGCCUGCAAAAGCCCCCCUUGCUGCCUCUGCAGGCAAUUGGAAGGCCUUGCCACAGAGGAGAGGGGGGUGGCCCUACCACUGCUGGCAGCCAGCCAGCCCUUUGGGGGCGGCUUGGCUGUGACUCAGCCAUGGUCAGUGUGUGGAGGGGCCCCGUGCCCUGCUUCUUGGCCCUCUGGUGGCUGGGCUAGACGGACCUCUGGCCUGAUCCAGGCAAGCUCUUCUUACAGUGGCCUACAAGGAUUUCCCCAGUAAAUUAAAAGCCGGUCUGCCCUGAGCAGGGGAAGAGCCUGGCCGUGGCUGGAGUUUCAGGGGUGACUCUUGAUGGACCUGGGAGGAGGCAGAAACUCUCCAAGGGAGCCUGCUCCCCUCCUCCUGGCUCCUCUCCCUGAGAUGCUCCUUGCCCUGAAACUUCAGCCCCUCCCUUGCAGCUAAGGUUGCUCGCGUCAGGUUAGGAAAUGGGGGGGGGGAACCUGGAGAGGGAAGGGUUUGGGGAAGGAAGGGACCUUAACAGGGUAUAAUGCCAUAGAGUCCACCCUCCACAGCAGCCGUUUUCUCCAGGAGAGCUGUAUAGCCUGGAGGUCAGUUGCAAUUCUGGGAGAUCUCCAGGCACCACCUGGAGGCUGGCAACCCUACUUGCCGCCUAACCCCCCAAACUCCGCUUCAAGGCAUUAGACAAUUGUUUUGGCCCUAGCCAGAGGUUGGGGGACAAGGGAAUUGAAUGUAGGGAAUUAUCUAGGUCUCUGGGAAAUCUGCAGCCCUUGGCAAAGACCCAGGGCUUUUUUUCAGCAGGAACACGGGGGAACGGAGUU